Pseudophryne corroboree (corroboree frog) is the source of this 591-nucleotide messenger RNA. RefSeq names its product olfactory receptor 10R2-like. Lineage: Eukaryota; Metazoa; Chordata; Amphibia; Anura; Myobatrachidae. Gene Ontology annotation, cellular component: plasma membrane. The record is from RefSeq and is a predicted model, not a curated record. The transcript has a single exon. Gene Ontology annotation, molecular function: olfactory receptor activity. The coding region runs from base 1 to 591 and encodes 196 amino acids. Gene Ontology annotation, biological process: G protein-coupled receptor signaling pathway; detection of chemical stimulus involved in sensory perception of smell.
AUGGCGUAUGAUCGCUAUGUUGCUAUAGCUAAUCCUCUGCGUUAUAAAAUUGUAAUGAGAUGGAAUACAUGUACAAUGCUUUUAGGCAUAACAUGGAUAACUAGCUUUAUAAUAGGCUUUAUAUUAGUUUAUUCUGUUUUCAGGCUCCCAUUUUGUGGCAGACAUGAGAUUGACCAUUUUUAUUGUGAUGUAGGACAGGUUUUGCUCUUGACCUGUCCUAAUACAACAAGCCAUAGGCUAAGUGAGUUGAUAACCUUCUUUACUGGGUUUGGCUUGUUUACGAUCCCAUUUCUUCUCCUGGUUACAUCCUAUGUGUAUAUUAUUUCUGCUAUUCUGAAAAUCCGCACUAAUGAGGGCCGACGGAAGGCCUUCUCCACCUGCUCAUCACAUCUCACCGUGGUUGUAGUUGAAUAUGCUUGUCUUGGAUUUAUUUAUUUCCGACCUACUGAAUCUUAUUCAAUGGAUAAGGACAAGGUAUUUGUAAUGACCUUUACAUUUGUCACUCCUAUAUUAAACCCUGUUAUCUACACUGUUAGGAACAAAGCAGUUAAAAAAGGAUUCAUGAAAUUAACUUCCAAAAAGUUAUUUUGA